Sclerotinia borealis F-4128 is the source of this 465-nucleotide messenger RNA. The record is from the annotation of a GenBank genome assembly. Lineage: Eukaryota; Fungi; Ascomycota; Leotiomycetes; Helotiales; Sclerotiniaceae.
AUGUCUACCACCACCGCCGCCCCCCUAACCCGCGCUCUCCUCUCAUCCAGUCCAUCAGUCUCCCCCGCCCUCCUUCAAAUCGGCAAAAACGCCCCCAAAAGCGUUUCCAAAACCUCUCCCGGCAGGAGGGCCCCUAACACCUUCAAAAAGCCCCUCCCCUUCAAGAAAUCCCUCUACACCCAAAAACCCUGGCAAACGGUCGCACCACCAACCCCCACAUCCUAUUUCCGCAUAACCCUAACGCGGUCCGCAAUUGGUCUCCCCAAGAAAUCCGAGCGCGUCCUAAAGUUCUUGGGUUUACAUAAGAGAACGGCGAGUGUAUAUCAUCCUGUGUGUUCGGAUAUCGCGGGUCAAAUUAUGAGAGUGAAGGAGUUGGUGGAGGUGGAGGAGACGAAGGAGAAGUUGAGUAAGAGACAAGAGACGAAGAAGAGGAGGCCGGAAAGUGGGUUUGUUGUUGAGAGGUAG